This is a messenger RNA of Drosophila kikkawai, 1282 nucleotides long. RefSeq names its product transcription factor Ouib. Gene Ontology annotation, biological process: regulation of transcription by RNA polymerase II. The record is from RefSeq and is a predicted model, not a curated record. Lineage: Eukaryota; Metazoa; Arthropoda; Insecta; Diptera; Drosophilidae. Gene Ontology annotation, cellular component: nucleus. Gene Ontology annotation, molecular function: zinc ion binding; DNA-binding transcription factor activity, RNA polymerase II-specific; RNA polymerase II transcription regulatory region sequence-specific DNA binding.
CGUGCAAAAGUGUCGAGAGAAUUGGCGCUCAAGCUGCGGUCAUACUGUUGUUGUCGGUUUAAUUGUCGCCGCGGGAUGGCUUUCCAAUGCCGGUUGUGUGUCCGUAAGUUUUACGAACUUGAGCCCAUUGUGUUAUUUGAUAUAAAGAACCAUGAAGUACUCUCAAAAAUCAAAGACAUCACUGGAUUAACGUUAGACGAUGAAGAGCACCUUCCAAGACACAUUUGCGCCAUCUGUCAAAAGCAGCUGACUUUGGCCAGUGGAUUCCGGGAUAGGUGUCGUCGUGUCCAGCGAGAUCGGUUUAGAAAAACUCGUGUCAUGGAAGCUGAAAGCCGGGAACCUCCUGAUUCGAAGGCGGAAUACAUAGUUCCCAACGCUAGUUCAAGGGUGCCCAAAGGAAAGUUCAUUCAGAUUGGCAAACAGAUGUCCCUGCCUAAACAAGCACUGGUUCAAAUUCGGAAAGUCAAUAACAAUGAAGUGAAUCCAAAACCUAACGAUGCUGAGAACAUUCCACCGGUUCCAAGGCCUAAGGCUAGAGAGUUCCUCAUUUGCGAUCAGUGUGGUCACUCGUUUAAAAACUCUACCAACCUGAAAAUGCACAAGUUGCGCCACAGCGGCCUCAAGGAUUUCGCCUGCACAAGCUGUGACCAGCAGUUUGUUAACCCAUACCUGUUGAAGGUGCACAUACGGGUCCGACACCUGGGCGAAAGGCCAUUUGCCUGCCGGUUCUGUGAGAGGAAAUUCUUUACCAGUGGCGCACGCACUUAUCACCAGCGGACGCAACAUAUUCGAGACGGAAGCUACAGGUGCGACUUAUGCAGCAAUGUGUUCAAUACCAAGUCCGACUUAAAUAGCCAUAAGUACAGUCACCGAAAACCUUUUCAAUGUGAAGUAUGCAACGUAAGCUUUUCUCGGAGAUGCAACUUGAAACAUCACUACGCCUCGAAAAGGCACUGCAAAAUAGCCACCUCAGUUGGGGGUGCUCAGCAGGGCUUGAUCAUAGAUGAUGACGAUUAAUUGGAUUUUAGACAACAUAGUCAUAGUAUUGUUUGUUGAGGCGCAGGAUUGUCUCACGAUACAUUCAAUUUAGUCCGGAAAGGAUCUCAUAUAUUUUCGAAGAAAGUGUUGGGAAAAAUCGUAUGAAUUCGUAACGUUUAUUUAUCAUUUUCACACUGAAUCGUAUUUUGUUAUGUUUUUGUACCAAGUAGACCUUAAAUUGCUCUCAUUUAUUGCUAGAAUAGCUCUCACUUAACUGCAAUGGUCGCAACGUUUAAUAAUUAAA